Molecule: messenger RNA, 1237 nt
Organism: Impatiens glandulifera
Lineage: Eukaryota; Viridiplantae; Streptophyta; Magnoliopsida; Ericales; Balsaminaceae
Product: E3 ubiquitin-protein ligase cblA-like
Exons: 1
Coding region: 144-1118 (324 amino acids)
Source: RefSeq, a predicted model, not a curated record
UUGAGGGAGGAUGACGAUAAGAGGCCACAUACAUAGUCUCUCAACUGCACCACCAACAACUCCAGUCUCCAUUUUUGAUUUCUUCAUUUCCUCCAUUAACACACACAGAGCUUAGGGAAGAAGAAGAAGAAGAAGAAGGAACAAUGGAAAUCGGAGCUGGAGGAGGAGACAGUUGGAGAAGACGAUCGAAGGAGUCUUCUCACCUUCGAGAUUUUAUACAAUUGAAAGAAGAACAACAACAACAAGAAGAAUCUCGCCGGAAUUCAUUAACCGCUCAUCAAACCUUGAGUGAUGUCCUCGGCGAACCGCAUACACUAGCGCCGCCGCCGUCGGCACUUCCGGUUCAAUCGAACCGCACUCUGCUCGACAUCAUACGAGAAGAAGAUCAUCAUCAUCAUCCAAACAGCACUACGGCUAACAACAAGAAUAAGACAAGCUGGAAAGCCUUCACGGAGAAACUCCGUCUCUCCCGUACAGGUACAAUCACAACCACAGUACAUAUUCCAAACCCUAACCGCCGGUCAACGUCGCAGAGUCAAUCUAACGGACUCCAAUCGUCGAACAACAGUACUCCCCCCGAUCUAGAUCUAGGUCGAGAAUCAUUAUCAAAUCUACUACUAAGAUCCAGCAGCGAGACUAAUGGAAGCAACAAUCAACAACAACAACAAGCAGUGAUAACAUUGGUUAAUUCCUCUUCCUCCUCCUCUUCCUCUUCCUCUUCCUCCGGUGAGAAUGUGCAGGGAGUUGGAAUGUCUCUAAUGGCUCUGCUGGAAGUGGGGGAGAAUGGAGAAAGGGAGCCGGCGGCGGAUGUGGGAAUCUCUCUAAUGGAGCUGCUGGAGGAGACAGAUCGGGAAAUAGGAUUGGAAGAUCAUACUAAUCCAUACGAAGAAGAUGAAGAUGAAGAUGGAGAAUCGGAGAAUGAGAUGCAAUUAGUAGUAGGAGAAGGGGAUUUGAAUUUGAUGAACAGAUGCUGUGUAUGUAUGGUGAGACACAAAGGAGCAGCUUUUAUACCUUGUGGCCAUGCAUUCUGCAGAAUAUGCUCUAGAGAACUUUGGGUUCAAAGAGGAAGCUGCCCUCUCUGUAAUGGCCUAAUUCUAGAAAUUCUUGAUAUCUUUUGAUUCAUCUCCACCAUUAAAACUCUAUCUUCUUCUUCCUUCUACACUCACCAUCCAUGAAAAAGAAUAAUUGUGUUUCUUUGAUUUUGUUCUAUAAUAUUAAUAGUAAUACUGUAUUUUUU